CUUCUCCCUGACUGUCUAAUUUCCACAGUUGGUGUGUGUGUAUGUGUUUAUGUUUUGUUUUCUUCCCCUCUCUCUCUUACUCACUUGCUCAAACACCUACAUUCAGGCACUCCACAAUAAUGCUGAGUACUAUGUAUUAAAGUGGCGUAGUGGUGGGGUCGUCUGAGUAAAAGGAGAGGAAAAUGGUUAGCGAAGAUGAGGGGGUAGCGAAAGAGCCUGAGAGUGACUGUGAAAGAGAGAGGGAGCAUACUGUGUCUUUAGUCAUCCUCCUCCACACCACCUCUGAUGCAAUGGGAGGGGGUGUUGGUGGCAUGGCAACCAGUUGCAAGCUGUCAGUCCCGGCUGAUCCGAGUGCAGCGCAGUCUCCCCCACCGCAGCCUCUCGGCAACACUGACACAGGGAGAGGGGCUCUGUUGGCCCAGCACCGGCAUGGGGGAUUUGGCCUCUGCUUGGGCAGAACACGGGCCAAAGAAGGACUUCACUGUAAGCUGGUGUGCUGAUGAGAGCUUUGUGAAUGAGAUCAGUAUCACACACCAUGUUAAAGAGGGCUCUGAAAAGGCUGAUCCGCGGCAGUUUGAGCUGCGCAAGGUCCUGGGACAGGGAUCCUUUGGGAAGGUGUUCCUUGUGAAGAAAAUAACAGGGCCUGAUGCUGGACAGCUCUAUGCUAUGAAGGUGCUGAAAAAGGCCACAUUGAAAGUGCGGGAUAGGGUCCGGACCAAGAUGGAACGGGAUAUUUUGGUGGAGGUGAACCAUCCUUUUAUCGUCCGACUACAUUACGCAUUCCAGACAGAAGGGAAGCUGUACCUGAUUCUGGACUUCCUCAGGGGUGGAGAUUUAUUCACACGGCUGUCCAAAGAGGUGAUGUUCACAGAGGAGGAUGUGAAGUUCUACCUGGCAGAGCUGGCUCUGGCCCUGGACCAUCUGCAUGGCCUGGGAAUCAUCUACAGAGACCUUAAACCUGAGAACAUCCUGUUAGAUGAGCAGGGACAUAUCAAACUCACUGACUUCGGCCUGAGUAAAGAGUCCAUUGAUCAUGAGAACAAGGCCUACUCUUUCUGCGGAACAGUGGAGUACAUGGCACCAGAGGUCGUGAACCGCCGAGGACACACCCUUAGCGCCGACUGGUGGUCCUACGGCGUGCUCAUGUUUGAGAUGCUGACUGGAACACUGCCUUUCCAAGGGAAGGAUCGGAAGGAAACCAUGACCAUGAUACUGAAGGCCAAGCUGGGAAUGCCACAGUCCUUGAGUCAAGAGGCCCAGUCUCUCCUACGUAACCUGUUCAAACGCAACCCAGGCAACAGACUAGGUGCUGGUCCAGACGGAGUGGAAGAGAUCAAGAGACAUUUCUUCUUUUCCACUAUUGACUGGAAUAAAUUAUUCAGGAGAGAAAUCCAUCCCCCCUUUAAACCUGCGAGUGGCAGACCUGAUGACACUGUCUACUUUGACUCUGAAUUCACUGCAAAAACUCCACGAGACUCUCCUGGCUGUCCCCCGAGUGCCAACGCCCACCAGCUUUUCAGAGGCUUCAGCUUCGUGGCCAUCUCGGAGGAGGAGAGACAACCACCACAGACCACCAGCAUGAACAUGACCUCAAUACAGCAACUCCACAGAAACGCAGCACCGUUCAAUGAUGUAUACGAUGUGAAGGAGGACAUCGGCGUGGGCUCUUACUCCAUAUGCAAACGCUGCGUUCAGAAGAGCAACAGUAUGGAGUAUGCUGUAAAGAUCAUCAGUAAGGCCAAGAGGGACCCCACAGAAGAGGUGGAGAUUAUUCUGCGUUACGGACAGCACCCCAACAUCAUCACUCUCAAAGAUGUGUAUGACGAUGGGCGCUCCGUGUACCUGGUGACAGAGCUGAUGAAAGGAGGGGAGCUGCUGGAUAAGAUCCUCCGACAGAAGUUCUUCUCUGAGAGGGAGGCCAGUGCGGUUCUCCACACCAUCACCAAAACUGUGGAGUACCUGCAUGUACAGGGGGUUGUCCACAGAGACCUGAAGCCCAGUAACAUCCUGUAUGUGGAUGAGUCUGGAAACCCAGAGUCCAUCCGGAUCUGUGACUUUGGCUUCGCCAAACAGCUGAGAGCUGAAAACGGGCUCCUGAUGACGCCGUGCUACACGGCCAACUUUGUCGCCCCCGAGGUGCUGAAGAAACAGGGCUAUGAUGCAGCGUGUGAUAUCUGGAGUCUGGGAGUACUGCUCUACACAAUGCUUACUGGGUUCACUCCUUUUGCCAAUGGACCAGAAGAUACUCCUGAAGAGGUCUUAGCUCGGAUUGGCAGUGGAAAGUUUUCUCUGACGGGCGGCUACUGGAACUCUGUCUCAGCAGAGGCCAAGGACCUAGUGUCGAAGAUGCUGCAUGUGGACCCCCACCAGAGGCUAACUGCUGCUCAGGUGCUGCGACACUCCUGGAUAGUACACAAGGACCGGUUGCCCAAGUACCAGCUCAAUAGACAUGAUACCCCUCAUUUGGUCAAGGGUGCGAUGGCAGCCACUUACUCUGCUCUGAACAUGCAUGUUCCCCCUGUGCUGGACCCUGUAGGACACUCCUCAUUAGCUCAACGAAGAGGAGUGAAGAAGUUGACUUCCACAGCCCUGUGAUCCACCUGCCACUAGUAUCAAUCUCACCUGUUUAAUGCUACUGCACCAGUGCAUUAGUGAGUUUUGACUCCCGCUGUGUUAGAACAGUGUGUAAGACCAAAAAGGAACUUGACAAUGUAUUUGCGUGUACAAUCUUCACUGCCCACAGAUCAAGAGUUACAAGACUGUAUAUAUUAUUUUAUGAAAAUUAGAUAUAUUUACUAGAAAAAUAUAAUUAACUGUACGGUUUCCUAUAGGUCUGUUUAAACAGAGAUUGAGUUAAGCACUGCGGGAUGAAGGGGUUUAGAGAGGAUGACAAGGAUGUUUCCUCCAAUUGCAUGGAGCACAAGAUGGCAAAAGCCAGUCCCCCCCACUACCUAUGCACUUGUGUAAAUCUGAGAAGAUAAGAUAGGUACUCAAUAUGGGCUAUUGCUUAUACCCAUCUAUUGGGCAAACUCCUUAAUUCUACAACAAUCAGUUUACCAAGACCCUUUCAAACCUGGGGGGAGAAAAUGUGCUCAACUCUGCUGCUGCACUUUCUCUCAGACCUUUGUGUUGGGGCAGGGGUCAAAAGUUUUUUUGCUUUACUCAGUCUUUAAAUUUUUUUGUCCUUCUCAUGAUUAUAAAGGGAAACACGUGAACAAGGGAUAUACUUAUAGCAAUUAGGAUUACUUUUAAAGUCUAAUUUUAAGAGCCUAUUAAGAAUGUAUUUUUGUAUGUGGAUGAAUGAAACAUUUUCUACUUGGUGUGCAUGAUUGAGGCCACAGGACAGCUUUGUUUUAAAGGGAAGGGCUUUCCAAGAAGCUGCUGUGAAAUGUAACACGCUAGAUGGAGGUGAGAAUAGACACUGUAUUUCCCCUCUGCUUUGGCAUCUGUCUAUCCAUGUUUAACAGAUGAAAAAAACAUUCUCAGGUGUGGUCCAGGCAAGUGUCUGCAGCUUAUUUUGUA
Molecule: messenger RNA, 3522 nt
Organism: Salvelinus fontinalis (brook trout)
Lineage: Eukaryota; Metazoa; Chordata; Actinopteri; Salmoniformes; Salmonidae
Product: ribosomal protein S6 kinase alpha-3-like
Exons: 21
Coding region: 286-2595 (769 amino acids)
Biological process (GO): protein phosphorylation; intracellular signal transduction
Molecular function (GO): ATP binding; ribosomal protein S6 kinase activity; magnesium ion binding
Source: RefSeq, a predicted model, not a curated record